This is a messenger RNA of Aureobasidium uvarum, 237 nucleotides long. Lineage: Eukaryota; Fungi; Ascomycota; Dothideomycetes; Dothideales; Saccotheciaceae. The record is from the annotation of a GenBank genome assembly.
AUGUCUUCCACGGUCAACGAGCUCGCCGCUCUCCGUGAGCAGAUUCUCGAAAACUACGGUGUAAUCGACCCUGACAACGCCGACGCACUUCUCAUAAUCAUCCUGCGCAAGAAGAACAAGGAAGAACUCCUGAUGUACCCUACCGUCACCUACAUCACCGAGGACAUGUUCGAGGCCCUCCUGAUAACCGACCCCGACAAAGGCAAGAAGGUUUUGAUGAAAGAAUUCAGUCCUUGA